CACACGCACAACACACACAAACAAAAUAACCUCAAAUCACCAAAGCAAAUUAAGAAGAUAUAUAUAAAUCAACGGUCGUCAUUUCAUCGGCAAAUUACUUGAUCAUCCGAGAUCAUAGUUCAUAGGUAUGUCAGGAGCACAGGGAGCUCAGCCGCCGGGAUCACAGACGGCGACAACGUACGAGUCGGUUCAAGGAGGGGAGAACAAGAGCAGGACGGAGCUACGAUCCCAGCAGGACCAGGGUGGCGUUCAGGUUGACAAGCUCCAAGACAAGGUGGAGGAUGCUGCCGGCAAAGGUGGCCCCGUCUUUGGCGCCGGUAAAGACCCGAAUAAAAAGGACCUCGGCGUCUCCGGCACUGGCUGAUGAUUAGCGCUCAGGCUGUGUGUGUGCCUGUGUCCCUGCUAAAUACUAAUAAUAGUACGUUUUAAUCAGCGUACGCACAUCACUACAUGUAUUUGCUUAUGUAUCCAAUCUCAUGUAAAUUUUUUUUCUUAGUUAAUUUCUUUGCUCUUUAUUUUGUUCGAGCGAUACUCCACUGGAAAUUAAUCUAAAAAAUCUACGAUAAAUUUUCAUCAA
Molecule: messenger RNA, 577 nt
Organism: Pyrus x bretschneideri (Chinese white pear)
Lineage: Eukaryota; Viridiplantae; Streptophyta; Magnoliopsida; Rosales; Rosaceae
Exons: 1
Coding region: 128-364 (78 amino acids)
Source: RefSeq, a predicted model, not a curated record